AUGUCUUCCCAAGAGAUCCACGACACUACCGCCGCGGGCACAGCGGAAGAAAACAUCCCUACCCAGAGCAAUCCAAUGGACAACAUCCACGGCAACACGGAGGAUAUUUCGAACAAAGCGAGCGGGUACAAGUGGGGUCGCCAGGGCGUCAUGAACAGCGACAAAUACCCCGAGAAAACCAAACAGAAUGCCGCGGAGAAAUUCGAGGCGCUGGGCGGAGAACAGGCGUUCAUGGACAACAAUAAGAAAGGGGAGUAG
Bacidia gigantensis is the source of this 258-nucleotide messenger RNA. RefSeq lists its product as uncharacterized. Lineage: Eukaryota; Fungi; Ascomycota; Lecanoromycetes; Lecanorales; Ramalinaceae. The record is from RefSeq and is a predicted model, not a curated record. Bases 1 to 258 code for a protein of 85 amino acids. The transcript has 2 exons.